Aspergillus saccharolyticus JOP 1030-1 is the source of this 1729-nucleotide messenger RNA. Its product is annotated as SPFH domain-containing protein. NCBI's taxonomy places the organism in Eukaryota, Fungi, Ascomycota, Eurotiomycetes, Eurotiales, Aspergillaceae. Bases 74 to 1357 code for a protein of 427 amino acids. Gene Ontology annotation, cellular component: membrane. The record is from RefSeq and is a predicted model, not a curated record. The transcript is spliced from 2 exons.
GUGGUCUCUAGCAUUCAACUCAGUCAAUCCUCCUAGAAAAUUCUCGCCAUACUCAUCUUUCCAUCAAAUCACCAUGGAUGUGGCUUCCCGGCAGUCUUUGAGACUGCUCCAGUCCUCCAACGGCCGACUUCUCGUUCCGAGCUCCCUCUCCGGUUCAUCCAUAGUCACAGCGAACACCUUGAACCGAGUCCGACGAAGAGAUGUCUCGAGUUCAGCUCGCAGGCCUGCUCCGGAAACCUCCUUUUUAAAUAUGGGCCCGACCUCCCUGCAGUCUGGAGGACCAACCACAUAUUUUUCUAACCGUCAGACACUGCCUCUUAACACCGUGGUUCGAUUCGUACCUCAGCAGACGGCAUGGAUAGUUGAGCGCAUGGGCAAAUUCCACCGGAUUCUGGAACCUGGUCUUGCGAUUAUGAUACCAUUCCUCGACCGAAUUGCCUACGUCAAGAGCUUAAAGGAGUCCGCGAUCGAGAUACCCAGUCAGAACGCCAUUACCGCCGAUAAUGUGACGCUGGAGUUAGAUGGUGUAUUGUACACGCGCGUGGUUGAUGCAUAUAAGGCUAGCUACGGUGUCGAGGACGCUGAGUACGCCAUUUCCCAGCUCGCGCAGACGACGAUGCGCUCCGAGAUUGGCCAGCUUACCCUGGAUCAUGUCCUGAAGGAACGCGCUACGCUCAACACCAACAUUACGCAAGCUAUCAACGAGGCCGCUCAGAGCUGGGGUGUCGUUUGCCUGCGUUACGAGAUUCGGGAUAUCCACGCUCCGGAAGGGGUAGUCGCAGCGAUGCAUCGCCAGGUUACAGCGGAGCGUUCGAAGCGGGCGGAGAUCCUUGAUUCUGAGGGUCAGCGCCAAAGUGCAAUCAACAUCGCCGAGGGUCAGAAACAGUCGGUCAUCUUGGCUUCGGAAGCCAUGCGUGCUGAACGGAUCAAUCAGGCUGCUGGUGAGGCUGAGGCUAUUUUACUUAAGGCACAGGCUACCGCGAAAGGUAUCGACCUUGUUGCCAAGGCCAUUGAGGCUGGGCAAGAGAACGCCCACGGAGCUCUCAGCCUCAGUGUUGCAGAGAAGUACGUCGAUGCAUUCUCCAAGCUGGCCAAGGAAGGUACCGCUGUUGUUGUCCCUGGUAAUGUUGGAGACAUGGGCAACAUGAUUGCGCAAGCCAUGGCCGUCUACGGCAAGGUCAGUCAAAGUCAGGCGCGAACUCUCGCAUCGAAGGCUCUGAAUGUGCAGGAGCUCGCUCAGACGGACUCGUCCAGCAGCCCCAAGGCCACUGAGCAAACGGGAGAGCGCCACGCUAGCAACGAUAUCUCAGAGACCUUUCAAGACGAAAUCGACCAGACAAGCCAGUCGACGAAAUAAAGUGAAGUGACACCAAGACGGUCCUUUACUGAAAUUCGCUGCCACCUUUAGCCUUCUUGUAUUCUUACCAUUGGUUCUAAUUUCCCCAUCGGCUGCUUCACAUUCUCAGCUUACGAUUUCUCAUAUGACAACGAUACUCUCCUACUAUCGCCUGUAACUUUAGUCUUGCCCUUUGCCGCUGCUAUGGCCGUCCAUUGGAUUCCUUGUGAGCCGUAUCUGAUUUCGCAUGAGCAUUGUUGUAUGAGCUGCGUUUUUUAAUUGUUUGACCACCAGAGAGAGAGAGAGAUAGAGAGAGAGCCCUCUCUCCGGCGGUGAUCUGUACAUUAAAUGAAAAGCGAAGUUAUGCUUUACCACAAGCAAUGUGUGUCUUGU